Messenger RNA from Octopus sinensis (East Asian common octopus), 1809 nucleotides. RefSeq lists its product as uncharacterized. The record is from RefSeq and is a predicted model, not a curated record. Bases 1 to 1809 code for a protein of 602 amino acids. The transcript has a single exon. NCBI's taxonomy places the organism in Eukaryota, Metazoa, Mollusca, Cephalopoda, Octopoda, Octopodidae.
AUGGACCCCUUGAGUAGAGGUUUAACUCUCAAGUUUCCCACAAUAUCUGUCAAAACAAGUGAAGAAGCCUUAACGCAAAAUUUUUCUACGAAUCAUUUUAUGUUCAUCGAUGAUAUUAAAAUGUUCGCUGAAAGUGAAGACCUGUUAGUAAGAAUGAUGAGCUAUACAAACGAGUUUUUGGAAGCCUCGGGAAUGGAGAAGAACUUCGAAAAGUCUGCAACAAAUUCGAUGGCAUUGGGUGAUGAAGCAUGUGUAUUGGAUGGAUUGCAAGGAUAUCGCUACCUUGGAAUCAUUAAAAACAAAUCUAGUGAAAUGAAGAGUAAUGAAGUGAUGGAUGUCUUGAAAAGUGAAGCAAUUGCAAGGAUUAAGAAGCUUGCUAAUACAAAGCUAAAUUCUGGAAAUUUCUUCAAAUCAGUUAAUGAAUAUGCACUAUCGAUUUAUAAUUAUUAUAUUGGAGUCCUAAAUGUUGAGCCGACCAUGUUCGAUCAAGUUGAUAAAAGUAUACGGCAGCUCUUAACAAGCCUGCAUAUACACGCCAAGCCGGCGAAUUUAGACAGAUUGUAUCUCCCAAGAAUAUUUUAUGGGAGGGGGCUACAAUCAGUCAAUUUCAAAAGUGAAAAGAUUUUAUUGAGGUUUUUGACCGACCUCAAACAGAAAAGCCUCACCUCCCCACGUAAAGCUGCAAUUCUACAAGCAGAAAAUUAUGCUAAGACGCAUAUGUCAACAAUUGUAGAGUAUUUGCAGUCCAAGUAUGGGGAAGAGUAUUUUUCUGGAGUCCCAUUGAAGCAGUGUCUUGGAAAUCUAAUAAACCUUCAGGAAACUUCUCUGAUGACCAAGAUUAAAGGAAAAAAUUUACACUCUAUCCUAUUCAAUUCACAAAACCUUCCAAAUGUUGAUCACAAGUCCUCAUCUAUAUGGCUUGCAAAUGGAAAUAACUCACCGCGCAAUGAAGGAUUGGCAUGUUUUCUUCAGGAUCGGAAUAUUUUCUUUUCCACCGAGAAACUGGUCUCAAGGUGCCCUCAUUGUAAAGCGGCGAAGAAAACAGUGGAUCAUCUGGCCACUAGAUGUGAACGUAUGCUGUAUCUUGACUACACGAGACGUCAUAAUGAAGUUGUGCGCUGUUUGCAUCUCCAUUUUUGUCGUCUUUAUGGAUUGAAGAAUCAGAAAAGGUUGAAGACGCACUCGGUGCAGGAGGUUAUAUCGAAUGAAAGAGUUGAGAUACGGGUGGGCACUCGAAUCGAGACUGAUUCUACCGUUCGUUAUAACAAACCUGAUUUAUUGAUAUAUGAUAAAAAAGAGAACGUAAUUUGGAUUGUGGAAGUGGGAGUUACUUCUCAAAAUAAUUUACAGCGAGUAGAAUUUGAAAAGUUAAGAAAAUAUGAUUUGCUCGCUAAUGAAUUAUCCCUGAUUCACAAGGCCAAAGUGAAUAUAAUUCCUGUUGUCCUUACAUGGGAUGGCAUUGUGUCUAAAUAUUUUAAAAAAUAUUUGGACUCGAUCAGAGUGAGGGAACAUCUGAUUGCUUAUAUGCAAUCAAUUGUGCUUAAGCGUACGAUGGAGAGCAUUGUGCUGGACUUUCGGAGAGGUCUUACGCAAAUGGAUUAUGAAGCCCGGGUUGAGGAGGUAUUCUUAAAAUACGAGGAAGCUAACGGGAUCGGUGACCGAGAGAUCGCGGUGCGUCGACUUGUCGAGGAUGCCUACCAUGUUCCUUUUCUGGAUGGAUCGAAACGAUUUAAAAUUGACGGAAGUGUGGGCCCUGGGAUGAUAGAUCGGGAAGAUAGUGGAGCUCGUAGAGUGGAUUCCGAAGGCUGA